Cuscuta epithymum is the source of this 2211-nucleotide messenger RNA. Lineage: Eukaryota; Viridiplantae; Streptophyta; Magnoliopsida; Solanales; Convolvulaceae. The record is from the annotation of a GenBank genome assembly.
GAUGCCUGUUUGAACGUACGAGAAUAAAAUUAAAGUAACCCGUCCAUCCAUAAAGAAACUAGGCUACCUAUAUUAUCCAAACAUUGAAUUGUGACAAAAAAAUCUGGAUACAAUGGGUUCCAAAACGACAAGCAAUACGACCACCAAAGUCAUCUCCGUAGUGAGCAAAGUGUAUUGCUCAGCUUCCGAGAAGGUCCUCGUCGUCCGGCAACGCCCGCACGUCGCCAACGGCGGAGGUUUCGUGGUCACCGACGUCGACCAAACCCCUCUUUUCAGCGCCGAAGGAUGCGGAGUUAUUGGGAGGAAGGAUGAGCUGAUUCUUAGAGACAACUUCGACAGUCCUUUGCUUCUCAUUAGAAAAAAGGGAGAGAUAGUUGAAGUUCUAAGCAUGGCGAGAAAAUGGAAAGGCUAUACAACAACAUUUGAAGGAUCUCGGAAGCUGGUUUUUACAUUAAAAGAGCCAAACUCGUGUAUUUUUAAGAACAUCCCUAUUAAGAUUUCUAUUGAAUCAAGAGAUUACGGUAAUAAUCACCGGAAUUUCACCGUUGCCGGCUACUUCCCCGAUAGAGAUUGCAGCAUCCUUGAUUCUCUCGGCAACGCAAUUGCAAAAAUGACACGCUAAAAUUCCGGAUUGAAUAUUGGUUGAAAUAGAAGGCAAAAGUAACAUAAUCGGGAAAAAGAGGUUGUCAACGUGUCGUUAGAACCAUCCGAUUAUUUUUUAUAAGUAGAUGUGUUUGUAUGACACUUUAUGUGAUGAUUCCGUAAUAGUAGAAGAUCUAAUUUGACUGCUUUCUCAAUAUUUAUUUAUAUCGUUUAAGGGAUUGAUAUAUUGAACCACAUGGGAUAUUAUAUAAAUCGGGAUGCUUGUUAUUGGCAAUGCUUGCUUUUUUUUUUCAUUUUAUAGGCUUAUUCCUUUCCUGUAAAGAAUAUUUGUUCCUUUUCAUUCAAGUUGUAUUUCCUCCAUUCGUCUCAAAUGUUUUCCCGAAUUGGAGUCACAUACUCCGUACUAAUUAAUGAAGUAGAAAUAUUUGCUCUUGUUUUUGAUGCAUUAAGGAGAGAAACAAUAUCACAACAUCAAGCUAUUCUUUAAUAUGAAAACCAAGAAUGAAGAUUAGUGGAUUUGUAACAUUUGUUUAAGUUUUUAAUAUACCCACUUCUUCCAUUAAAAAAAUGGAAAAUUCUUAGUGUACAUAACUUUUACACAAAGUGUACACAAAAUCCCCUAAUUGUUGUGUACAUAGACAAUUCGUUUAAAAAUGGGCUCAACUUGAUGUCAAAACCCUCCUAAUUGUCAGUGUACAUUUUGUGUACAUUUUAAAAAUGUUUAAAAUGUAUACAUUUUGUGUACAUUUUGUACAUGUACACCAAGCAUGGGCAAAAAAAAAAAUAUACAUUUCAUAAGUGAUGCGGCUGCUAAAAAUUGAAUAUUCGUCUAAUUCGUAUAUAGGGGUUGCUCAUUUUGAUUCAAGGAUGAUCUCCUUACCAUGGUUGAAUUAUAUUGGUACACAAAUUUGAUAACCAUUUCACCAUUUUACAGCAAUUAACAAGUCAUUGGCGACUUGGCGUAUGGGAGUAUUAUUUCAAAUAAAAAACUGAUUUGCUGUAAUUGUUAAUACUACGGACCGGAUCGGAGUAUUGGUUUUACAUCUUACUGUCACAAUUUUGGUAUUCUUUUUUUGGCUGGCAUGAAAUCAUAUCAUAAAAUUUUUAUAUAUCGCUUCAAAUACUUUUCCAUUGGAAAAUGUUUAUAUGAAAACGUUUUAUUGAAAAUUAAUUACAUAUAUGGAUGGUUUGCAGGUGGAAUUGAGAAAAGGAAUAGAGGUUAAAAGCAAGGAUGUGUACAAUGUGAUCAUAAAGGCAGGGGUGGAUCAGGCCUUUGUUAUUGGAGUGAUUGCCAUACUUGACUACAUAUAUGGUGGAAGCACUAGAUGUUGAUUCAAUCCUUCCCCCAUAAAGAAAAUUGUUAUGACCUUAUGUAUGUACCGACACAUUAUAUAUACACAUACACAUAUGUAUCGCUUCAUUAUUUAAUUAAGAAACUUCAAGAUGUAAAUAAAAUUGCUAGAGGUUAAAAUAUUAACCGUAAUUACUAUAACUGGCAUCCUCUUCAAUCUCUUGUUAUAUUCGUGGUUUGACAAUCCGUAAUUGUGAAGUUGUAGAUCCAAUUCAUAAAUUACUUUGUUCUCAUUCAUUGUACAAUGUCAUACUAAU